AUGAGAGAUUUGUUGGUGUUUUCAGGGUCCUCGAACAAGGGCCUUGCAGAGAGAAUCUGCCGGUGUUUGGGGGUAGAGGAAGGCGAGGUAUCGUUGUCCAAGUUCAGCAAUGGAGAGACCUCUGUUACCAUGGUGGACUCCGUCCGUGAAAAAGAUGUGUACAUCGUCCAGUCCGGCUCUGGCCAUGUGAACGACAACUUCAUAGAGAUGUUGAUCAUGAUAUCGGCUUGCAAGAUGGCUUCUGCCAAAAGGGUGACUGCGGUGUUACCUCUCUUCCCAUACUCGAGACAGCCAGAUGUUCCGUACAACAGGAAAGGUGCACCUCUGGUUUCGAAGACAAAGUCCUCCUAUACUUACGAUAGUGUGCCAAGCACUCCAAGACCAAGUUCUAGAAACUUCUACUCUGCCUCGGAUGUGCAGAAGUUGGAUCUGAACCAGCCGAGACAAUCCGGGGCCAAUGUGUCCAACCUGGUGCUAUCGCCAGCUCCGUUGAGCCCUGCCAAGUCGCCAUUUUUCAAGUCCAGGGUUACUUCAGAUGCUCCAGCAGACAAAGGCUACCAUCCCACUGCAUUGCCAACCAAUGCGAGCUCGCCUGGUCUGAAAGGGUCCGAUGUGAACAGUUUGGUUGGAUACAAACAGUGGAUAGCCCAAUCAGGCACUUUGGUUGCGAAUUUGCUGACUACAGCAGGUGCGGACCACAUCAUUACAAUGGACUUACACGAUCCGCAGUUCCAAGGGUUUUUUGACAUUCCUGUGGACAAUCUCUAUUCCAAGCCACUGUUGCAGCAUUACAUAGCCAACUACAUUCCCAACUACCAGAAGGCGGUGAUUGUGUCUCCAGAUGCUGGUGGAGCCAAAAGAGCAACGUCCGUGGCAGAUGCCUUGGAGAUGGAAUUCGCACUUAUACACAAAGAGAGAAGACAGAAACUUACCAGUGACACUGUCCCCUCGAGCAAUUCGGGUACUCCUUCAAACGGCCCGUACUCGUACUUCCACUCCAACUUAUCCACGGCAAGUCUUUCUGGAGGAACCUCGUCUCCGAUGCUGCAUGGUGGCUCUUUGUCCAAAGAGAAAAUAGUGGCGACCACAAUGUUAGUUGGUGAUGUGGAGGACAAGGUUUGUAUUAUCGUGGACGAUUUGGUAGACACCUCGUACACCAUCACCCGUGCAGCGAAACUGCUGAAGGCUCAAGGUGCCAAGUACGUUUAUGCCAUUGUGACCCAUGGAGUGUUCAGCGGUGAUGCUUUACGCAGAAUACGGUCCAGUGGAAUUGACAAGCUCGUCACCACAGACAGUGUUCCACAAGAAGAUCUCGUCGCUGAGCUCGGAGACAUGGUGGAGGUGCUGGAUGUAUCCAGGAUCUUCGCAGAGGCCAUCAGAAGAAUCAACAACGGAGAGUCUGUUUCGAUGUUGUUUGACCAUGGUUGGUGA
Molecule: messenger RNA, 1431 nt
Organism: Kuraishia capsulata CBS 1993
Lineage: Eukaryota; Fungi; Ascomycota; Pichiomycetes; Pichiales; Pichiaceae
Exons: 1
Coding region: 1-1431 (476 amino acids)
Biological process (GO): purine nucleotide biosynthetic process; ribonucleoside monophosphate biosynthetic process; 5-phosphoribose 1-diphosphate biosynthetic process
Cellular component (GO): cytoplasm; ribose phosphate diphosphokinase complex
Molecular function (GO): magnesium ion binding; ribose phosphate diphosphokinase activity
Source: RefSeq, a predicted model, not a curated record